Messenger RNA from Didymodactylos carnosus, 831 nucleotides. Lineage: Eukaryota; Metazoa; Rotifera; Eurotatoria; Philodinida; Philodinidae. The record is from the annotation of a GenBank genome assembly.
AUGUUACGAUCAUUAUGGUAUGGGCUCCUGUUACUUUUAAUUGUAGCAUGUCAGUUGGCUUGGUCAAUAUCAGAGAGCACUAGUUGUCAACUAAAGCUCCAAUAUUCCAAAAAUACUUGUGGAAGUAAAGACGAUCCUUGUGACGAACAUGCAACAUGUUCAUAUGACACAACAACAAAAGUAGUAAACUGCACAUGUGAAGAUGGUUAUGUUGGUAAUGGAACCAGUGGGAAUUGUCAAGAGAAUACCAUUGUGAUUUAUCGUGUUGGCGAUGGUACAUCUACUUUGACUAGUGCUGGUACACCGGUAUUUUUAGACGAAUACACGUUUACAGGUAUUUUCGUGAAAACUACGAGCUUACCAACGACGGUUAGCGGUAGUAAUAUGAAGCUUGUUGCUAGUGGUACAGCAACUCUGGAAGGCUUGAUGACUCUUUCAACUGAUGGUCGUUUUGUUAUGCUGACUGGUUACAAUGCAGACAUUGGUUCAGCGACUGUUGCUACAUCGUCCGUUUCUCGUGUUGUGGGACGAGUAGACAAAAAUGGAACAAUAGACACCACAACUACAGCCAACCUUUCCGGGCAAGGGAUUCGCAGUGCUGCCAGUACAAACGGUAUGGAUAUCUGGUUCGCCGGUACUGCAGGUCUACUCUAUACAACGUUAGGUUCGAAUACAUUCACCAAUAUAAGUGCAACCGUGACUAAUAUUCGUCAAACAGCGAUAUUCGCUAACCAGCUUUAUGUCAGUACCAGCACGGGAUCCUCAGUUCGUAUUGGCAGUGUUGGAACAGCCUUACCAACAGUCCAGUUUCAUUUUUCUUCGCUGAUCUAG